Scutellospora calospora is the source of this 675-nucleotide messenger RNA. The record is from the annotation of a GenBank genome assembly. NCBI's taxonomy places the organism in Eukaryota, Fungi, Glomeromycota, Glomeromycetes, Diversisporales, Gigasporaceae.
AUGGCGCGACUUCUUACUUUAUUUUUAGUUUCCGUUUUUGUCUCGUUUGUUCUUAGUGCUCCAACUCAAGAUGUUGGUCUCAAUAAUGAAAAAACUCUUAACAUGGUUCCUAGAACUAGUGCUGAUGAAAAACCAAUAAUGCAAACUCAUCACACGGCUCCCGACACUGUAACUCCAGUUGGUGAUAAUACUGGACAUCAUGUUUUAAGAGAGGAUGAAUCUGACGAAAGUGAUAUAAAAGAAGGGACUGACGAAAGUGAUAUUGAAGAAAGUCGUGAAUUAAUUUCCGAUCCUCUCUUACGUUCCAACAUAGAAAGUCUCGUUGCACAAUCUUCUGUUGAAGCUACCGAAACUCUUGAUGCUAACGAAUUUAUUAACAUUCAACCUGUUCGUGAAACUCUUGAUAACAUUGUCUCAACCUCUGAUUUAUUCCAUUUCCCUGGAGCUCCUCGAAAAUACCGUGUUGUCGUUCUUCCUAAGGGCAAAGCUUUACACUUUGUGUAUAAAGUUAUUGUGUUUCCUAAGGGUAAAUUUGCUCAUACUAAAAUUUUCAAAUUAAUUAUUAUCCCUAGUAAGAUUACAAAACUUGGUAAAAAAGUCACUUUCAUUGUUAUUCCUAAAGAUGCACCUGGAAGUUGGAAAAAAUAUUCAAUCUUUAUUCCUCAUAAAUCUUAA